This is a messenger RNA of Botrytis porri, 552 nucleotides long. RefSeq lists its product as uncharacterized. Bases 1 to 552 code for a protein of 183 amino acids. NCBI's taxonomy places the organism in Eukaryota, Fungi, Ascomycota, Leotiomycetes, Helotiales, Sclerotiniaceae. The transcript has 3 exons. The record is from RefSeq and is a predicted model, not a curated record.
AUGGCAGGUAUUCAAUCCCAAUCGCCUGCCAGUGAUGGUGAUUAUGAUUCCGAUGCAGACGUCCCGGUACCCAUCGAGCCCACCCCAACCUGUGCGCGCUGCGUGACGAAAUUGGUCCUCGACCCUACCUCACAAUGCAUCCUCCAUCAACCAACCCGGCGGGCCGUUGCCAUGAGGUCCGAUACGAAGUGCAGAUACUGCCAGGUCCAACGGGCAAGAUGUUACAAGUGCCCUUCAGCACUCAAGCCGGAGAUUUUGGAGCUCCAACAACGAGCCCAGGACUACAAUACCUGGGUAGAUGGGCAGAAUCUACUUCCGCCUGCUCAGCGCAGCACUUGGGUCUUACCAACGACUGUCCCGGCUGCAUGCCCCAGCAACGCACCGGAUGUUUACAAAGAGCUACAUAGGGCUCAAAAAGUGGUCGUAGCUGGGAUUAAAGGAGCCCAGAAGCGUAUCUCUGGGUGGAGAACCAUGAGGAACGUUAUAAGGAACUCCAUCAUGAGACUGGAUCCUGUGGUUCGAAAUGGUGACAACCGUGGCUACUGGUGGUAA